This is a messenger RNA of Motacilla alba alba, 815 nucleotides long. It is a transcript of the gene PHPT1, whose product is annotated as phosphohistidine phosphatase 1. Gene Ontology annotation, cellular component: cytosol. Gene Ontology annotation, biological process: peptidyl-histidine dephosphorylation. Lineage: Eukaryota; Metazoa; Chordata; Aves; Passeriformes; Motacillidae. Bases 80 to 388 code for a protein of 102 amino acids. Gene Ontology annotation, molecular function: protein histidine phosphatase activity. The record is from RefSeq and is a predicted model, not a curated record. The transcript has 4 exons.
GGAGGCGGGCGCACGGGCAGGGGCCGGGCGCUGGUUGGGCGCGGGCGGAGGAGGCGGGCACGGCGGGGCGCGGGCGGCGAUGGCGGGCUCGGCGCUGUCGCGGGUGCCGGCCGUGCAGAUCGAUGGCGACGGUGUCUUCAAGUACGUGCUGGUGCGGGUGCGCGGGGCCGGCGCGCCCGCCAAGGACGUCGUGCGAGGCCACGGCUGGGCCGAGUACCACGCCGACUUGUUCGAGCGUACCGCGGAGGAGCUGGCGCGGCACGGCCUCAGCUGCGAGUGCCUGGGCGGCGGCCGCCUGUCCCACCGCCCCGAAGAGAGGAAGAUCCACGUCUACGGGUACUCGGUGGGCGUUCCUGCAGGAGUGUCAGGUACUGUAGGGGCCUUGUAAGGACGACUGGAGGCACCCCGGGGGACAUCACUGUCAUGGGCUUUGGACGAGCUGACCACGCCGUGACUACAGAGAAGCUGAAGGCAGAGUAUCCCGACUAUGAGAUCACCUGGGCAAAUGAAGGGUACUGACUCCUCUGUCUGUGGUGACAGGCCAGAACUGGCACAACUGUAUGCAGCACCAGGGUGGUGGCAGCAGGCUCCCCAUGCUUGGCCGUGCUCCAGGCUCUCCUGAUUUUCCUCUGUUGAACUCACCCGUUCUCCGCUAUCACCGGACUGUCCCCGUGCCAGGUGUUCUCACCUCCCUGGGAUGGCAAAACUGGUGAAGCCAGUGGUUGCUCUGCCUCAGCCUCCUGAUGCCAGGGGCUCAUCCACGUGUAUCUGUGAGAAUUAAAGUCGUUGGAGGAGCACAGCUGCUCUGGUAGCCA